Molecule: messenger RNA, 2832 nt
Organism: Tetrahymena thermophila SB210
Lineage: Eukaryota; Ciliophora; Oligohymenophorea; Hymenostomatida; Tetrahymenidae
Exons: 4
Source: RefSeq, a predicted model, not a curated record
AUGUCGGUCUCGAACAUAAACGUCUCUGACUCCAAAAAGAAGUAUUAUGAGAACCCUUAUUUGAUGCCAAAUCAUAAGCCUUCACAGUCAUUUGGAAAUGAGAAGAGUCGAAAUUUGCAAUUAUCUUUAAAUACUACAAGUGUUACAAAGCAUUCAAAUGGAAUAAAAAAAUAGGAUAGUUUAAUUAAUAUUAUUAGCCAUAGAUCAAGUUGUGAUAAUGAAGAUGAGUCUCCGUAGAGCUAAAAAUAGUAGAUUUACCAAAUAGAAAAGUAGAAAGCUGAAAAUAAAAAUAAAAUGAUUGAGGAUUUUAAAAAUUUUAUCAUUAAAUAGCAUCAGUAGAAGAAUACUAGCAGCAAUAAUUUAGACAUAUUUAGCAAUGAAAACAAAUCUAAUACAAUAAGCUAUGCAAACUCCAUUCUCGCUAUCCCUUCGUUUCAAAAAUUGAAGAGUUAGACAUCCUUUAAAGUUAAUGAACUUGAUUCUAAAAAUGGGAAAAAUAUAAAAUUUUCAGAAGAUACUAAUACUGUCUAGACUCAAAACUCAGACACUAUUCCUAUUAAAAGAAAGCUUAUGAGACAAAAUACUAUAACUUAAGCAAUUAAUAAGAAACUAAAAAUAGUUCACAAAACACGAGACUAACUUUUUAAUGAGAAACUUUAACUUUUUAAAGGAGUAAGUACUUAUAUUGAAACAAAGUAGUACCUUUAAAAUCUGAAUCUUUUGAACAAGAAGAAUUUGAUUUUUAAUAUGAAAAAGAAUUAGCAAUGGAACGAAGAAUUUAAUCAGAUUAAAGAGAAAUAAGAAUUUAAUGAAAGAAGUAAAAUGUAUGAUAACUGCACUGAUGAGGACAAUGAAGAAGGAGAAGAAGACUAAGACAAGUCUUUUACUUCACAAAAAGACCAAACAAUAUCCAAAGAGGAUUAAAUUAGAUAGAAAUUUAAUGUAGAAAAUCCUAAUUUUGAUAAGAAUGUUAAUUUGCUACUAGAUAGAGCACACAAACAUGUAGUAGAAUCAAAAAAGGUCAAUCAUACAAGAUAAAAUAAAAGUUUAAAUGAUAUAGAUUAAGAAAAAAACAUGUUUAAGUAUAUAAGUGAAGUAAUUUAAAUGAUAGAUCCUCAAGAAUUUUUAGACAACACUGAUGAAAAUUAAUUUUAUGAAUGUUUAAAGGAAAUUCUUCAAGAAAAUAAGAAAUUGGCUGAGCUAAAAUAAGAAGCGAGAGAAGAAGAUUAAAUAUUACUUGAGCAGUAAAAAAAGAAAUAUGAAUAUGAACUUUUGAAUUAGUUAUAUAAAAACCCUUAACUUGUGGAGCAUCUCAGCAGUGAAUAAAUACAAGAGUUUAUAAAUCUAUAAAUUAAAUAAAAAUUUGAACCUCAAGCAGCAAACUAAGAGCAUAAAAGCAUCACAGAAAAGCUAUUAGGUGGUUUAAACAUAGAUUUGAAGCAUACAAACUUAGAUGCAAAAAGCCAAUACCAAGAAUAUGUUGAGAAGGCUACUCAUAUUUAGAAAACUUUAAAGAGACUUAAUGAGAACAUGUUUAAGUAGAAGUGGGCUAAUGCUCUUAUGAAAAGGAAAUAGGAAAAAGAAAGAAUGAGAAAUUAGAUUAUAAAAAAAAUACAAAAUAAUGAGAUAGAGUUUAAUAGAAUAGAUGUUUUAUUUCCUUCUAAAAAUAAAAUGAAAAAUGUAAAGAGCAAAGUAAAUUCUAAUUUAGAAUAUUCUAAUGGAGGUUAUAUAGUAAGAAGCAAUUCCAUAGAUGACUCUCCUAAAUAAACAGUUCAUGAGUUGUUUGAUGAAAACAUGCCCAUCUAAAAUAAUUUAAAUCAUCAAUCACACAGAUCAGUUUAACAAGACAGCUAAUCAAAUUCUACUUUUACAUGCUAAGAAGGAAAACAAGUUGGAUUCUCCACAAGAGACAUCAUCACAACUAAUUCUUUAAGACUAAUUGAUUUUAAGGAACCGGAUAAUGGCAAGUAAAAGUAAUAAAGCUAUUAUUAUUAAACUCCAUCUGGAUAUAUUAGACAAGUUACUAAAGUAGAUCUUACUGAAGAAGAGAAAUAAAAAAAGUAAGAAUUAUUCGAAAAACAGCAGCUAAAAAAGCAAUAAGAAUAGCUAAAAAAAGAAGUUCUUUAAAACAUAAAUCACUUUAAUGCUAAAAAGAGCAGUGCACCUUGUUUAUCGAGCAUGGAACUCCCAAAAAUACAGUCAGGUUCUAAUUUAAAUAUUCCUUAGUCUGCACUUAAUUCUCCUAACACUUCAAAAAGUCUGAGCAAUUAUCAUAUGAUAAAAGACUCUUAUUAAUCAAAAAAAUAAUAAAUACCUUCAAAAGCAUCAUCUUUGUUAGCAUCUCCUUCAUACAAAUAAACAUAAACUCAAAGCAAAUUUAUAAAACUUGGAAACAACUAAAACAAAAAAAGCUAAUCGAGCUAAAAUAUCUAUUUUAAUAAAAUUAAUAGCUUUCACAGCUAGAUGUUUACUCCAUAAAAGUUAAAAGAUAAAUAAAAUAACGACAAAAAUACAAAAUCUACAAUAAUUAAAUAUCAAUCAUCACACACCUUAGAUAGUUAGUUUGAUGUAUCUCCUUAAAAAUCUUAGCUAUUUAAUAUGUUAACUACAAUUUAGUCUGAGAAGAAAAUACAAAAAAAAGAAAACAAAGAACUUGAAUAGCAAAUUAAUAAAAUAUAGAGCAAUUCCUCAUUAGACUUUACUAAUUUAAAUGGAAAUUAAAUAGGAAGUAUGAAAGAUAUCCUAGACAUUGAUUUCUUGAAAUUUUCUAUGUAAAAAAACAGACACAUCCAUGAUACUAAUAUAAAAAACUUCUUGAAACUAAAUAACUGA